AUGGUGGCCGGGCUGGAUCUGGCCCUGGCCAUUCGCCCAGUCCAGGACCAGAGCCGUGGCAACGUCCUGGUGCAAGCGAAGGGCAUCCACUUCCUCACGGCCUGUGACGCGGUGGCCGAGGCGGGGCAGGUGAUCGCCUCCUACCUCGCCCAAUCCCCUGCCAAUGACGGGUCUGGCGACCUCCCGCCCCACGGCGCCGCCGGCCGCCUGGCGGUGCUGGGCGAGCGGUACACUGUGACGUACCGCCUGGUCCACGGCGUCCUCCUGGCCCUGGUCACCCUGCCCUCCGCCUCCGCCUUCCUGUGCCUCGAAGCGCUCGACGCCGUGCACCGCGUGGUGGCGGGCCUCCUCCGCGGCUCCGCGCUCACCCCCGCCAAGGUGGCGGUGCGCUUCCCUGAGAUCUAUGCCGCGCUGGACGACCUACUAAGCCUGGGCCUGGACCGGCUCCCGCCCGGCUUCCGCCACGCGCCCCUGGACGACCGCGUCCGGCUGUCCAUGCCCGUGUCCACCACCGACGCCAAGCGCCAGUUCCGGCGCCUGGUCAAGGGCGCGCGGGGUGGGGGAGCGAGCGAGGCGGGGAGCGUCGCCGGGGACGAGGCCACGCACGCGGCGGAGGAGGCCGCCGCAGCAGCAGCAGAGCUCAACGGCCGGACUUCACCCCUGGAGGGCCAGCCCGUCGGGGCCCCGCCCCCGGCCUUCGAGGGGGCCGUGCCCGAUGCGCCGCCGCCAGCGGCGGGGCCCGAGCCUGCACCCGCCGCCGCCGCAGAAGACGAGUGGGCCAUGUUUGGUGCCGAGGAUGGCAGCGGGCGGCCGGUCACAGGGGACCUGGGGACCGAGAACGAAAAGAAGGCCGAGGCCGAGGCCGCGCCGGUCGCACCCACCGCGUCUGACGAGGGCGGCGUCGGCGCGCACCCAUCGUGGCGCGCGGCCUUCGCCCGCACGCCGGUGGACUGCCGGUACCUGCGGUACCGGCUGCCGGCCGUGGCCACGCCGCCGCCGCUGGAGGCCGACCUGCGCCUGCUGCCCGGCGCGCCCGGCACCGCGCUGUGCGUGCUGCGCUACGUCGCCUCCCCGCACCUCCCGCCGCCGGGCCUGCUGGACCUGGUCGCCGACGCGAGGCUGGCGCUGCCCGUCCUCGCCCCGGGCGAGGCGGGCGUGCUCAGCCUGGCGCUGGAGCUCGCGCCGGGGUCUGCGGAGGCCCUGGCCCCGCCCGCCGCCAGUCUCACCUUCACCGGGCCGCCGGGGGGCACACUGUCCGGCACCCGCCUCCUCGUGGGGCUGGAGCGGACUGAGGAGCGCGCCGGCGCCCCGGGCAAGUGCUUCUUCUUCGGCAAGCUGGAGGUGCGGCCGUGA
Messenger RNA from Auxenochlorella protothecoides, 1353 nucleotides. RefSeq lists its product as hypothetical. NCBI's taxonomy places the organism in Eukaryota, Viridiplantae, Chlorophyta, Trebouxiophyceae, Chlorellales, Chlorellaceae. The transcript has 8 exons. The coding region runs from base 1 to 1353 and encodes 450 amino acids. The record is from RefSeq and is a predicted model, not a curated record.